This is a messenger RNA of Oikopleura dioica, 1935 nucleotides long. The record is from the annotation of a GenBank genome assembly. Lineage: Eukaryota; Metazoa; Chordata; Appendicularia; Copelata; Oikopleuridae.
AUGGGAGUCGUAGAACCGUACAUAGAGAUUGAAAAGCGUCUGGGAAUAAUCAGCAAUACGCCGUGGGAAGGAAUCCCUCAUGAAAACAUGGUGUUCAUCACCAAAUACGCGAUUGGCCCUAUCCAAGACAACAACCAGCCAGAAAAUGUUAAAUCAAAUGAGUUCCCGAUCGGGCUGCAAUGCUUCUGCCCGACAUGUGCGAUCCGAGGAGUAAUCUACAUCACCGACGUUAAUUUGAGAGGAAAUAAUAAGACUUAUGCGAAAACUGGAGACUAUUUGAAACCAGCCUAUUACGACAUCAACCAUAAAUACAAUCUGAGAUCGCUUUUCGAGUGUUACUCGCGAGCCAAGGUGUCCAGUGGUCUUCAUUCUUGUCAAGCGCUUCCAAUCAAAGAUGGAGUCACUGCCUUGCAUUAUUCCCUGUCUCUGAAUCUCAUGGCACCUCCUAAGACACCAAUAAGGUCCUCCUGGAAAAAGAAAACUGAAAGUACGGCUUCGAAAUCAGGGAAAGAAGAGGACAAAAGUCCACCUCCCUUUGGUUCAAGGCAGAAGAAAAAAAAAGCGGAAAAAGCACGGACUAGAUGGCCCUGUAAAGAAGAUGAAAAUUGGACACCAACGAAUCGAAUCCAUCGAACGAGAAGCACCAUCGUAGACGUCAAACAGGAACCAAUUGAUGAGACAACACAAUCUACGGUAUCAGAAAACCCACGCCGUCGAAGUCUCCGGAGUGCUUUUCGAAAACCGAAAAAAGCCAUAGUCGAUGAUAAAGAUAAUGAUGAUGAGGUAGAAGAAGAUGACGAUGAGAAUAACGAUGAGGAUGACGAUGUUAUUCUUGUUGAAAGUGAUGUUCCAUUCAGCGAUAUUGCUUCUUCUUUGAAGACUCCUGUUCAAAACCAAAAGAAUAAAUCCGAACUUGUUAAAGAGCCACUGCCUUUGUCGGACGAAGAUUCAAUCAGUGACAGUUUGAUUUACAACAGAACGCAAGAUUGGAUAAACACGCAAAACCCAAAGCUGUCACCAGAGAAAACUGCCACAGAAAGCGAGGACCCACCAGAAAAAGUCACACCAAAAUUCGAUUCAACUUGGCGGAGCUCGGAAAUUCACGAAGUUAUUCACAAUUUGAAGAAAAAACACUUCGAAAGGAAAAGAAGCCAAAAUGUGGGCACUGGUGAGCUUCUACAGGAGGGAUCAGCGAUACAGCCAGAUUCCGCAGUUCACAAGCUUCAAAUCGAGGGUGCCAAGCGAAAUCUAUUGGACGACCGGGUGUUCUGCUCUGACAUUUUCACUGAAGAAGAGAUGAAGGGACGCAGGCCAACAGUUAGGAAAGCUCGAUCGGAUUUCGCUGGAAUAGAAAGAGUGAAGCGAAAUCUUCUGAAUGACAAAAACUUCUCCGACAUUUACAAGCCUGAAGAGACAACUCCAGUGACCUCUGAGAAGGCAGCUGACGAGGCAGAGACAAAGCUUUUGCCAGUAUCUCUGAGAGAAUCGGAUAUAAGUUCAUCUACUCAUCGACGGAGAAAACCAAGAAUAAUUACACCUCGAAAGAAGGAUCCAAAAGACGAUGUUGAGAAAUCAGAAGAUGCUCAAGAUCCCGCGGUCGAAAGAAAGCCGAAAGGACGAAGUCGUCGAGUUGUGAAAAGCGCAGCAAGAAUCCGGGAGAGUUUCAACCAGGGUCUUCAACAAACGAAGCUUCAGAAGCCGAACGAUGAAACGAAGAAAGAGAUCUUGACUUGGAUUUCGAAAUUGGGAUGGGCCAGGAAUUGGUGCGACGAUGUCAUCAAAGUUUUGGGAGAAAUGAAAACGGCUCUGAAGAGUUUCCAACCCGCCAACUCCGAUUCAAGUGACACUGAAAUCGAAGAAAAUAAAGCUGAAGGAUUGGAGAAAAGCGACUUAGAAAACAUGAUGGACGAGUUUGAUUCAUUCUUGCAGACCUGA